Molecule: messenger RNA, 1284 nt
Organism: Penicillium atrosanguineum
Lineage: Eukaryota; Fungi; Ascomycota; Eurotiomycetes; Eurotiales; Aspergillaceae
Exons: 1
Coding region: 1-1284 (427 amino acids)
Source: RefSeq, a predicted model, not a curated record
AUGAAGGGUAUCGCUUUCAUCGCUGGCGUAUUGGCCACCUCGGCCUCUGCGCACAUGCAGAUGUCCAAGCCCUACCCCAUCCGCAGUCCGUUGAACAAGGAUUCCGACAGCCAAAAGGACUAUUCUUACACCAACCCUUUGCAGUCAUCCGGUAGCGACUACCCUUGCAAGGGCUAUGCCAAAGACAAGUUCGAAUCGCAGGCCACUUACGCCCAAGGCCAGGAGUACGAGAUGGAGCUUGAGGGCAGUGCGACUCAUGAUGGCGGCUCCUGCCAGAUCGCCCUUACAUAUGACCAGGGCAAGACCUUCAAAGUCAUCGAGUCUAUGCUAGGUAACUGCCCCAUCGACAAGAAAUACAAUUUCACCGUUCCCACCGAUGCCCCCAGCGGCGAGGCUCUGCUCGCCUGGACCUGGUUCAACAAGGUCGGCAACCGUGAGAUGUACAUGAAUUGCGCUUUCGUGACCAUCGGUGGUGACUCCAAGGGCAAGCAAGUGCCCGCUGUGGCCCCUGCUCAUUCCAAGGCAGAGGGCAAAAAGGUCCAUCACAUGCAACAAAUGGAGCACGCCCACGAGGCUCAUGUCAACCACCCUCCCAUGGAGCACGCAGCUCACCCCAAUGCCCAGCCCAAGGAGCAGCGUGAUGUGGCGUGGAUGGAGACACAGAGCAAGGUCGCCAGCUUCGACAGCCUUCCCGAUCUCUUCGUCGCCAACGUUGACCAGGAGGGCAAGUGCGUAACCAUUGAGGGUGAGGCUGUCAACUUCCCCAAGCCCGGUGACAACGUUGUUGGUGAGGCAUCCGGCAAGGGCUACAAGUGCUCUGGCAACGCUCCUUUCCUCGCUGCCAGCGACUCCAGCUCCAGCACCUCUGCCUCCAACUCCACUUCCUCCAAUUCCUCUGCCUCUGGUUCCUCUGACUCCAGCGCCAAGGGCACCAAGAACAGCACGGACAACAAGGACACCGAGGCUUCCAAGCAGACCAACAACGAGCACAAGAAGCCCAACACUACUCGCAGCGACAAGGACAGUCAAUCCAUGUCCAAGAUCGCGUCCGCCUUCGGUACCCCCUCCGCUGACCCCCGUGUCGCUUCUACCGAGGCCACCACUAACAACGCCUUCAACAACUACGUUGGCAGCUGGUCUUGCCACGACGGUGAGAUCAUGUGCUCCCCCGACGGCUUCUCCUGGGCCAUGUGCUCCAACGGCAAGCCUAUCUACAUGGGCUCCGUUGCGGCCGGCAUGUCAUGCCGUUUCGGCCAGAUGGUUCGCGCUGACCAGGCCUGGUAA